Apis florea (little honeybee) is the source of this 848-nucleotide messenger RNA. Its product is annotated as iron-sulfur cluster transfer protein NUBPL. Gene Ontology annotation, biological process: iron-sulfur cluster assembly; mitochondrial respiratory chain complex I assembly. The record is from RefSeq and is a predicted model, not a curated record. Lineage: Eukaryota; Metazoa; Arthropoda; Insecta; Hymenoptera; Apidae. Gene Ontology annotation, molecular function: 4 iron, 4 sulfur cluster binding; ATP binding; ATP-dependent FeS chaperone activity. Gene Ontology annotation, cellular component: mitochondrion.
AAUUCUAAAACGAAAAACUAUAUAAAAUGAAGAUUAAUUAAAAUGUUUUGCAAAAUAAAAAAUAAGACUUACUUUCACAUAUUUAUGUUAAACUCAAAUUAUACCGCAUUACUGAUAUGUAUUUCGUUUUAAUGAAAAACUGCACUGCCCUCGCAUUAAAUAUUUAUGUUAGUUUCAAUCAGAAACAUUAAAAUUUGCUAUGAAUGUAAACAAAAUUGUAAAAAUAUACGAUCAAAUCAUAUAUCAACAAAUUGUUAACAUAAAUCUUGUAAUAAGAAAAAAUUGUUAAUAUUCAUAUACUAUAUUUUUUUCUUGAUAUAUAAAAAAAAAGAUUUCUCAAUGAUGAGAUUCGUAAUGUCAAGUAGAAGAAAGAUAUUGUUAGUUUUGUGAAAUAAAUAUUCUUAUUAAAAAUGUUAGCAUUGGCAUUUACCAAAAUUUGUAUUCGUUUUCAACGAAAUCAUAAUGAAACAAAUAUAUAUCGAUCAUUUUCAUUAAGUCGUUUUAUUUUUUUAAACGAACGAAAAAAGAAAGAAAUAGAAAUAAAACAAAAAGAAUUAAUGGCACGUGGUCUUCCAAAAGUGAAACCUUUAAAAGGUGUUAAACAAAUCGUUAUUGUAGCAUCUGGAAAAGGUGGAGUUGGCAAAUCAACAAUUGCUGUAAAUUUAUCAAUCGCUUUAAAAACUGUCGAACCACAAAAAUCUGUUGGUUUACUCGAUGCUGAUGUAUUCGGUCCAUCUGUACCGUUAAUGAUGAAUAUACAACAAAUUCCCAUGAUUAAUGAUGCAAAUCUUAUAGAACCUCUUGUAAAUUAUGGUGUAAAAUGGUAAUAAAAUAAUAUUAUUUAUUUU